AUGGGCGUCAUCCGUGGAAAAUAUCUGCAUUGGGCUGUCACAGCCGCCAGCUGCCAGGCUUUCCUUCUCCUGGGAUAUGACCAGGGUGUGAUGAGUGGACUCGUCGGAGCGGAUAAUGAGUUUGGAAAGCAAUUCGGCCAUCCGGAUGCGACAAUGCAGGGUAUCCUGACCUCGAUUUACGACAUUGGCUGCGCUGUCGGGUGUCUGAUUGCCUUUGUUUUUGGUCAUCGUCUCGGGCGCAAAAACAUGAUCAUUGCUGGUGGCUCCAUUAUGGUAAUCGGAACGGUAAUUCUCGGUUCAUCGUAUUCUACUGCUCAGUUCCUCGUUGGUAGAGUCGUCACUGGGCUCGGGAAUGGUAUCAAUAGCAGCACGGUGCCAACAUACCAGAGUGAAAUGGCACGUCCAGAGUUGCGUGGUAGGCUUCUAUCUGCGCAAGGAACAGUCACCAUUGUCGGACUUUGUAUCGCCUAUUGGCUGGAUUACGGCCUCAGCUUUGUCGAGUCUCCUGUUCAGUGGCGAUUCCCAAUCAGCUUUCAGGCAUUCUUCGCAGUUUGCCUAGUUCUGCAAAUGAUUCCUCUCCCCGAUACCCCUCGCUGGCUAUGCGAACAAGAUCGCAGUGAAGAGGCGGCGUCUGUUCUGGCUCGUCUUCAGAUGGAGCAACCUGCGAACGAAUCCACUCCGGAGGUUAUUCUCCUCCGGCGCCAGAUUGAAACAUCUCUUGAGAUCGAAUCCGCCGGUGGUCCCUUCAAAUAUAGAGAGCUUCUAUCCGGAGGCAAGAUGCAAAAUCUUCGUCGCAUGAUUCUUGCUGCCUUGGUUAACGUGCAGCAACAGUUCACUGGCUCCAACAUGAUCAAUUACUACGCACCUAUCGUCUAUCAAAAUGCAAUGCACCUCUCUCGCAACUUAUCGUUGAUCCUUGGAGGAUGUACCUCCCUUGCCUACUUGGCUGGCUCGUUUAUUCCCCUGUGGAGUAUGGAUCGCUUCGGUCGCAGAACAUCACUCAUGGUUUCCGCUGCUGGACUCUGCACUUGCUUUGUCCUCACGGCCAUCCUAUUAUCGAUCGGAACGACAUCAUGCGCAUAUGCUGCGACUGUUUUUGUUUUUAUUUUUCAAUUAUUCCUUGGCAUCGGCUACUUGCCCGUACCCUGGUUCUAUCCUAGCGAGAUCACAACCACUCGUAUUCGUGCGCGAGGUCAGGCAUUCGCAGGGUUCGUUAAUUGGAUGUGUGUCUUCAUUGUGGUUCAAGUCACGCCUACGGCAAUCGAAAAUAUCUCGUGGCGGACAUUCAUUAUUUUUGCUUGCUUCUGUGCUGCAUGGAUCCCAAUGGUAUACUUUUUCUUCCCUGAAACAAAAGGACUGGCACUCGAAGAUGUCGACCACCUCUUCGAAAAGGGUGGAAUCACCGGAGGCGUUUUCGAAUCUCGUGGCUACCCCGUUCUGCCUGGUCAUCACCGCACAGUUAAUACCGAGAGUUUGGAGAAGCCCAUCCAGCAUGGGGAAGUUGGAAUGCACGUUGAAACAGUUUAA
Molecule: messenger RNA, 1527 nt
Organism: Penicillium manginii
Lineage: Eukaryota; Fungi; Ascomycota; Eurotiomycetes; Eurotiales; Aspergillaceae
Product: sugar porter family MFS transporter
Exons: 8
Coding region: 1-1527 (508 amino acids)
Biological process (GO): carbohydrate transport; transmembrane transport
Cellular component (GO): membrane
Molecular function (GO): carbohydrate:proton symporter activity
Source: RefSeq, a predicted model, not a curated record